This is a messenger RNA of Microbotryum saponariae, 1515 nucleotides long. NCBI's taxonomy places the organism in Eukaryota, Fungi, Basidiomycota, Microbotryomycetes, Microbotryales, Microbotryaceae. The record is from the annotation of a GenBank genome assembly.
AUGGUCUCGUCAAACCACGAGGCUUGGGCAUCUCGUCUUGUUGAAGCUGAGUUCGCUCUUAACUCUUCUGUUGCUGUGUCCACGUCGCUGUCGGCUUUUGAGGCAACCUACGGCUACCUUCCUCGACGUUGGCCCUCGGAUUCCUGGUCUGUCUCGGACGUCCCUCGUGCGGAAGCGUUUGCUCGGAUCCGACAAUUACGGAACCUUGACGUGACGGAUGCGAUCAUUGGAGCACGCCUCAACCAGUCCCAUCAGGCCAACAAGCAUCGACGCCCAGACGACCCCGCCUUUCGGACCGGCAGUUACGUCUAUCUUUCGACAAAGAACCUGGCAGUUCCUGACGGCAUGAAGUCGAAGUUGUUGCCGCGCUACAUCGGCCCCUUCCGUAUCCGAGCGGCCAUCCCUGCGACGUCCAGCUACGACCUCGAGCUCCCUCCAGCGAUGUCGCGAGUGCACAAUCGUUUCCAUGCUCGACUGCUUCGGCCUUGCGUUGAGAAUGAUGCUGAAAGGUUUCCUGGGCGUGACCCCGCAGUUCUUUUUGUCGAAGACGUAGCCGACGCAGCCGACAAUUCUGCGAUUCCGGAACGGAUUGUUCGCGAUCGGCGGAACGCUCGGGGCGCUCGUUCGUUCUUGGUUCGAUGGGUAGGCCGUAACGACACCGACGAUACUUGGAUGUCAGAGCAGUCCAUUCGCCUUGACCAUCCGUCCGUCCUCGACGCCUACCUCGCGCGCCUCGAUCGCUCGAACCGCCGCCUCGCCGCACGGUAGACUUCCUUCUGGGGGGGACAGUGUCAGGAUGACAGCGUGUACUCGAAGGAAGCCCCCCAAGGCUAUGUGCGGGUAGAGUUGACUUGACCAGAGGCUUGCCUCGUUUCACAGCAUCGUCGGUGCGAUGGCGUAGUCGUGAGGCGCGCAGGCGCGCACUCGGUGGUCGCGGGUUCGAGGCGCCCAGACCGCAGUCUUCUUUCGGUUUGUUUUAUCUUUUGUUAGCCGAGGCGCGGCUUCAGGGUUUUUACCGGUGCUCCCGCGAGCAAUCCUUUUUACCCCUGAGGCGACCUCUUGGAGUGGUUGAUUUGGCUAAGUCCCCUCUGGGCCUGGCACAGUCCCUUCCCUUUAGUUUACCACCUUUCCCUGGGAGCUUGGUCCGCUCUUCUCUUUUGUUGCCCCUCCUCUUCUUGUCGAUCGUUUGGGAAUUAAGUCCGUUACACUUGAUUUCCUGCGAGCCUUUCGACCGACUCCCCUCCUCGGUUGCUCCCUUGUCGACUGCCGCCGCAACAGCCGACACUUCCUGAAAUCCCCCCCGUACCAACGCGUGUAGACGACGUCAUCCCCUCCGACGUCGCUUGUCAGAUCGGCUUCCAGCGGCUGCACCUGCUCCGCUGGCGCGUUCAUCAGCGGUUCGAGCUGGACAACGUCGUGGCCCCUCCCUCGCUUCCCAGUGCGCUCAGAGCGUUCGAGCGAGAUUUUCUCUCUCGAGCGGGUUUUGUGCCUGGGGUUCGAGAUUGGGAGGUGUGA